AUGUCCCAACCAACGACUGCCAUACUGCUCCAGCUCCCCGACGAGCUCGAUCUGCAUUAUGCAGGUUACCUCAAUAAGCCAUCCCUAAUUCGACUCAGCCAGACUUGCAAGGCCCUGAGGGCUAAAUUUCAGGAUGAGGCAAAGAAGAUCAUCAAGCACGUCAGAGCGGAUGCCUUAACGUACGACCACUACUGGCGCGGGGUCAGGGUCCCCAAGGACCAUCCCGCCAUCCUUGCGCAUUCCCAACAUUGCCCGCAGCGACUGGAACACUCGCUGAAAGAGGGGAAGGGCGAGGAGAUCCGACGUUUUCUGGAAGCCGGGCUUAUGCCAACCGUUCGGACGCGCUUCUAUUACGACGAGCCUCUGCUGCACUCGUUCAUGCUCUACCGAAAAUUCUUCCAGGAUGACAUCACCAUUCUGCGCCUUUUGCUCGAGAACGGCGCCCAGCCCAACGCCAUGGGUCUUGCUGGUCGCACCGCGCUGGAUGCUGGGCUGACUCUAAAUCCGAGCCCCUUCUAUACGGAAUGGCUAGAGCUAACUCUUGCGUAUGGUGGGGUUGCAAGGAACUAUAAGGUGCUUGCGAUGUUAUACAAGGCGGGGAGUGUCCAUGGAAGAGGAGAUCGUGAUAAUGACGGCAAUGGUAGUAGAAAUGGCUCGAGGCUAGUCCGUAAGGUGAUCGCCAACGGUAUGGAUGUGGUCCGCGAGGUGCAUGGCUUCGGGAAUCUUCUGCUAGACGAUGGUUGGUCAUGGCCCACGCGUCUGGUAUUCAGCACCGAACAGGUGUGCGAUCUGGUAGGCCUCGUGCCCGAGCUUCUGGAUCUGGACGAUAACACGGGUUAUACCGCGACGGACUAUAUAAUGAAGUACCGGCCCGCGGUUGCGCGGUCUCUAGAACAGACCAAACACCCUCGCUUUGGGGAAGUGCGAGACACGUGGAUCACUAGGCAAGGAGGCAAGCGCUAUUGUCAAAUUCUCAACGCGCCGGGGCUGUGGGAGUACUUGGUGAGCCUGGAAGCCAUAGAGCCUGAUCUUCAGAGUCUGCAGGAGGAAGCGGUGCAAUUGUCGUUUGAUUAUAUCAUGGAGUACAAGCCAGCGGUCGCGCUUUACAUGGAGGUGAUCAAUCAUCCUCGGAUUGACGACCUGGCCAACACAUGGAUCAUGGAGCGAGGGCGUGAGAUCUAUCAGGAGGCGCUCGACCGCCAUCCUUCUUCGACGGACGACCUUCAUAUAGUUUAUGUUCGCAGAUAG
Messenger RNA from Aspergillus japonicus CBS 114.51, 1248 nucleotides. RefSeq lists its product as uncharacterized. NCBI's taxonomy places the organism in Eukaryota, Fungi, Ascomycota, Eurotiomycetes, Eurotiales, Aspergillaceae. The coding region runs from base 1 to 1248 and encodes 415 amino acids. The record is from RefSeq and is a predicted model, not a curated record. The transcript has 2 exons. Gene Ontology annotation, molecular function: protein binding.